Messenger RNA from Drosophila guanche, 3383 nucleotides. It is a transcript of the gene MetRS, whose product is annotated as methionine--tRNA ligase, cytoplasmic. Gene Ontology annotation, cellular component: cytosol; aminoacyl-tRNA synthetase multienzyme complex. NCBI's taxonomy places the organism in Eukaryota, Metazoa, Arthropoda, Insecta, Diptera, Drosophilidae. Gene Ontology annotation, molecular function: methionine-tRNA ligase activity; ATP binding. Gene Ontology annotation, biological process: methionyl-tRNA aminoacylation. The transcript is spliced from 6 exons. The record is from RefSeq and is a predicted model, not a curated record. The coding region runs from base 113 to 3175 and encodes 1020 amino acids.
UCGAUAUUUCCGCGUUCACGCUGGCGUGCGGUGCAGCAAAACUUCGUAGAAUUUAUUUUAACCCUUUCUGCCACGUAAAUUGAAUUAGAAGUAGUUCUUGGAUCUCUGCAAGAUGAUAAUAUACACAAACGAAGGCAAUCCCCUGGGACUGCAGCUGCUGAUGCUGGCCAAAUUCGCCAAGCGGUCGGUGCAGGUGCAAUUGGUUAACCUAAAUGAUGCCAAGUUCAAGGAUUUGCUGAUUCUGCCCACACUGGAGCUGGACGAUGGACUGCGGCUGUUCUCACCCGCUGCCGUCGCCAAGUAUCUGCUGGCGGAUGGGGGCCAGCUGAGGGAUGAGUGGCUGGAGUGGGCGAUCACGUUGCUGGCUCCUGCCCUCGCCCAUCACAUGGCCGUGGGACAUCGCGCGGACCCAAACGCCUUGCCAGUGCUGAAUGCUCUGGUGAAGAAGCUGGACGAUUGCCUGAAAGCCUCUCCGUACCUGGCUGGUGACAAGCUGACCGCUGCUGACAUCGCCGUCUGGUCGCUGCUGGCUCCGGAUGGCACGCUCAAGGGUGCGCAGAACCUGGACAGUCUGCAGGGCUGGUACAACCGGGUGAAGGCGCUGCCCGAGGUGCAACAGGUGCUGGCCGAGCAGCCGCUGAAGGAUCUUAGCUUCAAUGCGUUGCAGCAGUCGAAUCGCUACGGCGGACUCCAUCAUGUGCCGCUGAAACGUCUUAGCCUGGCGGAUUCGGGCAAACUGUUGGCCGAAACAGCAUCCACAGUCGCGGACACAGUCACAGAUGCGGAACUAGCUGCAGCAGGCGCUGCAUUCACGUACACAGCCCACAAGGAUGUGCCGCAGGAGCGCACAGUGCUGCCCAAAGCAGGCGAACGCAACGUGCUCAUCACUUCGGCCCUGCCUUAUGUUAACAACGUUCCCCACUUGGGCAACAUAAUUGGCUGCGUCCUGUCUGCUGAUAUCUUUGCACGCUACUCCCGCUCAGCUGGCUACAACACGCUGCUCAUCUGCGGCACAGAUGAAUACGGCACCGCCACGGAGAACAAGGCCCUGGCCGAGAACCUUACUCCCCGGGAGAUCUGCGACAAGUACUUUGAGCUGCAUAACUCCAUCUACCGCUGGUUUGGCAUUGGCUUCGAUUACUUUGGCCGCACCACCACCCAGGAGCAAACGGACAUUGUGCAGGAGGCAUUCAAGGAUGUCCAAAAAGCUGGCUACAUCAUCACAGACAGCGUGGAGCAGCUGCUCUGCCAGAAGUGCGACCGUUUCCUGGCCGAUCGCUUUGUGGAAGGUACCUGUCCGCAUCCUGGCUGCGGCUAUGAAGAUGCCCGUGGCGAUCAGUGCGACAAGUGCGGCAAACUGGUGACAGCCACCGAACUCAUUCGUCCACGCUGCAAAGUGUGCAACACUGCACCCAUCCUCCGCUCCUCGGAUCAAUUGUUCAUCGAUCUGCCCAAGGCUGAGCCCCGGCUGCGCGAGUGGGUGGACAAGUCGGAAAACGGCUGGACCCACAAUGCCAAGGUGAUCACGAGAGCCUGGCUGAGGGAGGGCCUCAAGCCACGAUGCAUCACACGAGAUCUGAAGUGGGGCAUCCCCGUGCCCCACAGCGGCUUUGAAAAGAAGGUCUUCUAUGUGUGGUUCGAUGCGCCCUUCGGCUAUGUGUCCAUGACCAAGCGCUACACCAAGGAGUAUCAGCAGUGGUGGCAGCCAGCCAAGGGCACCGACGUGGAACUGUUCCAGUUCAUGGCGAAGGACAAUGUGCCCUUCCACUCGGUGGUGUGGCCCAGCGUGCUGCUGGCCAUCAACAAGGGGCACACGCUUGUGUCGCACAUCAUGGCCACCGAGUAUCUGAACUACGAGGACGGAAAGUUCAGCAAGAGUCGCGGCAUUGGAGUCUUUGGCAACGAUGCCCAGGAGACGGGCAUUCCGGCAGAUGUCUGGCGCUUCUAUCUGGCCUCGGCUCGACCAGAGGGCCAGGAUUCCAGCUUCAGUUGGAACGAUCUGGCCGCACGCAACAACUCCGAGCUCCUCAACAAUUUGGGCAACUUUGUCAAUCGUGCUCUGGUCUUCUGCGAGAAGAACUUCAACAGCACCGUGCCCGAGGUGGUCGCCACAGAGGAAGAGCUUAUUUUGCUGGCCCUGGUCAACCGCGAGCUGCGUGGUUACAUCAACUCCCUGGAGAAGGCCAAGCUGCGCGAUGGCAUUCGCCAUCUGUUGGCCAUUUCCCGGCAUGGCAACGGCUACAUGCAGACCCAGCAGCCCUGGGUGCUCCUCAAGGGUAGCGAUGAGCAGAAGCAGCGCGCCGCCACCAUCAUUGCUCUGUGCGCCAACAUUGCCUGUCUGUUGGCCAACCUACUCUUCCCCUACAUGCCCGCCACGGCACGCACCCUCUUUGCUCAGCUCAACGCUAAACAGACGCCGCUCAAUGCCGAGAAGCCGCUGGCCACCGUGCUACUCCCAGCUGGACACAAGAUCGGCAAGCCCGCGCCACUCUUUGCCAAACUGGAGCAGUCCUUCAUUGAUGAGCUCAAGGGCAAGUAUGGCGGAUCCCAGGCAUCGAAUACGGUUGCGGACGUGCAGAGCCAGUCAAGUGCCGCAGAUCUGGAGCAGGCUGUGCAGGUUCAGGCCGAUAAGGUUCGAGAGCUUAAGGCGAGUACCAAGGACAAGGCAGUGUGGCAGCCAGAAGUCAGCAAACUGUUGGACCUGAAGAAGCAGCUGGAGGAGGCUAAGAAGUCCGCCGUUUCGGCGCCAGCUUCUGCUUCUGCCCCAUCGAACGGUGCACAGUCGGUGCAGGAUCUGGAGAAGGCCGUGCAGGCGCAGGGCGAGAAAGUGCGAAACCUGAAGGGCAGCACAAAAGACAAAUCUGUGUGGCAGCCAGAGGUGAAUGUGCUGCUCGAUCUGAAGAAGCAGCUGGAGGCUGCUCAGAAGGCAGCCAAAGCGGCUCCCGCUGCAGCUGCUCCUCCUGCCCCGUCGGUCGAUGCAGACAAAGUGAAAGCGUUGGAAGAAAAACUUAAUCAGCAGGCUGAAAAGGUGCGAACCCUAAAGGCCGCUGGGGAUGUCGCUGUGUGGAAGCCCGAACUUGAAAUUCUAUUGGGCCUGAAGAACGAACUGGCGGCUUUAACUGGUGCACCCCCCGCUGGCGGACAGGCCAAGAGCAAGGGCAAGAAGAAAAAGUAAAGUGUGUAAAUCCUCCAUUAGUAUGCUGGACAUUUUUACCUCAACUUUCUAAUCACGCAUUCGAUGGCGACAAACCUUAGUCGUGGACUGGCACAUCUCCAGUCAUUUUGCUUAAUUAAUUUCGUUUGCAUUUAACAAACUUUGUAUUUAUUUGAAUUGUACCCAGAUUCAGUUAGUAAUUUAAUGAGUUUGCGAAAGAGGCAUUAAA